AGAAGAAGAAUUUGGCUGGUAGGUUAACAGCGGCUAGCAGCAUAGAGCUGCCGGAGCUGGGGCAGUGGAUACGGGAAAGGACCCCGGGACGGACGACUGGAUCCGCGGCUGGAAAACGCAACGGAUAAAAAAACAAAGUGGCCGGGAAAUUCGUGGAUUUACCUCUUCGUUUCUGGAUUUCUAUAUAAGAAGUAUGGUAAAAGUGCAUAACUGCCGAACUUGAACUAAGAUGCGGUGGUGAGUGAAGCUAAGCUAAGCCCGAGAUGUUAUUUUCGAGCACACCUUUCGACUUUCGAGUACUUUCGACGAUGUGAUAUGGUGGCUGACAUAGACUUUUGUCAUGUUGCCUAGUUUUAUAUCAAAUCGCCUCUAUUGCAGCUAACUUAAUUUACAAAACUCGAGCGUUAGCCAUCUAGCUGGCUAGGAGCUAACGCUGCCAAAGAACUCAAGUGUUUCCACGUCACCUGAUGAAAACAACCCCUUUAUCAGACGCCACUUGAUAUUUUGAUGUAGUUUGGUAACAAUUAUAAAACAGACACUUUAUUGGAGUACGUAGUGUAAAUAUCGACGAACAAGCCACCUCAAAGCUAAAUUGCUAACCCGAGUUAGCCGGCCAAAGUUGGAUUCCUGCCCCGAAUCCUGCUGUCUCUUUCUCCGGGGCCCUUAAAGACUCCUGCUGGUCUUGGUUCAGCCUCGACAAACGUGGACCUCAGUGGAUUAUCUUGCUGUUUUUUGGGAAUAUAUUCUGUCUAUCGCGAGAUUUGGAAUAACGGGACUCUUCGAAGAUGAUGUGCGAGGUGAUGCCUACCAUCAGUGAGGCAGAAGGGCCUGGCGGGGGAGGAGGCAGCGGUCGACGGGGCUCUGGUUCGCCGCUACAGUCAGACUCUGAAGGUCAUUUUGAGUCGCUGAUGGUAUCCAUGCUGGAGGAGAGGGAUCGUCUUCUGGAGACUCUGAGAGAGACUCAGGAGAAUCUGGGAUUGACCCAGGGAAAACUGCAUGAGGUCAGCCAUGAGAGAGACUCGCUGCAGAGGCAACUGAACACGGCACUACCUCAGGAGUUUGCUGCUCUGACGAAGGAGGUGAAUGUGUGUCGGGAGCAGCUCUUGGAAAAAGAGGAAGAGAUUGCUGAAUUAAAGGCGGAGAGGAACAACACACGGCUGUUGUUGGAGCACCUUGAGUGUCUGGUAUCACGACAUGAGCGCAGUCUGAGAAUGACAGUCGUAAAGCGGCAGGCACAGUCUCCUGCAGGGGUCUCCAGUGAAGUGGAAGUACUCAAAGCACUCAAGUCGUUAUUUGAACAUCAUAAAGCCCUCGAUGAGAAGGUGAGAGAGAGACUCCGCGUGGCUCUGGAGCGAUGCAGUGCUCUGGAGGAGCAACUCACCAUCUCACACAAAGAAUUGGCAUACCUGCGGGAGCAGAGCAGUCUGAAGAGAGGAUUGGCGGAUGGCACCAGUGACGUGAACCACAACUCUGAAAACACUCCCAACACCAAUGGCAAGAGGUCAUCAGACGGCUCCUUAAGUCAAGAAGAUGAGUCCGCACCGGGCUACAGAAAGGUCGGUGAGCUCCAAGAGAUGGUGGACCGCCAGACAGCUGAUCUCAGUCAGAUGAAGGAGCGCAUGGCAACAAUGGCAGGGCGGGUGUCGGAGCUGGAGGAGGACCUGGACACUGCCAGAAAAGACCUCAUCAAGUCUGAAGACUCCAACACACGGCUUCAGAGGGACCUAAGAGAGUCAAUGGCUCAGAAGGAAGACAUGGAGGAGAGGAUCACUACUCUGGAGAAACGUUACCUAGCAGCUCAGCGAGAGGCGACUUCCGUCCACGACCUUAACGACAAGUUGGAGAACGAAGUGGCAAACAAGGAUUCACUCUUCAGACAGACCGAAGAAAGGAAUCGACAGCUGCAAGAGAAGCUGGAGCUCGCUGAGCAGAAGCUUCAGCAAACCAUUCGUAAAGCUGAGACCCUGCCUGAGGUGGAGGCAGAGCUGGCUCAAAGAGUUGCCGCCCUCACUAAGGCUGAGGAACGCCAUGGCAACGUGGAGGAGAGACUAAAACAGCUGGAGGCACAGCUAGAGGAGAAGAACCAGGAGCUUCUGAGAGCGCGACAGCGUGAGAAGAUGAAUGAAGAGCACAACAAGCGACUUUCAGAGACCGUUGACAAGCUGCUGACCGAGUCCAAUGAACGACUUCAGCUGCACCUGAAGGAAAGGAUGUCUGCCCUGGAGGACAAGAAUGCCCUGAUCAGGGAACUGGAGCACACCAAGAAACUGAUUGAGGAAUCUCACCAUGAAAAGGAUCAGCUGCUGAUCCAAAUUGAGACAAUGAGAGCAGAGACAGAGCAGGGACGCGGCGGGAACAACUCCUUACUACACGGACGUUCACCGAUGGGCAGUACUCCAGACUUCAGAUAUCCAGUGUCGGCAUCGUCAAUGAUGGACAGUAACUCGGAUCACUUUGGUGGUGCUUUGGUUCUGAGGCGACCUCAAAAGGGGCGAGUGGCCGCCCUGCGGGACGAGCCGUCCAAGGUGCAGACCCUGAACGAGCAGGAGUGGGAGCGCGUGCAGCAGGCUAACGUGCUGGCCAACGUGGCCCACGCUUUCGAGAGUGACAUGGAUGCAUCUGACCUGGAGGAUGACCGUGAGACUAUCUUCAGUUCGGUAGACCUUCUGUCGCCUGGCCAGGCAGAUGCCCAAACACUGGCUUUGAUGCUGCAGGAACAGCUCGAUGCCAUUAACAACGAAAUACGAAUGAUCCAAGAGGAGAAGGAGAACACUGCCAUCCGGGCGGAGGAGAUCGAGUGUCGAGUGGGAAGUGGUGACAGUCUUGGAGGGCGUUUCCGCUCUAUGAGCUCCAUUCCUCCAUCGCUGUGUGCCGGCUCCUCAGUGGGUGGUUCACCACCAGGCUCUGGUAGCUCCACACCAAGAAGGAUCCCCCGCAGUCCCAAUAGGGAACUGGACCGAAUGGGCGUCAUGACCCUGCCUAGUGACCUGCGCAAGCACCGCAGGAAGGCUUCUCAGGAUGACAAAGCCACAAUCCGAUGUGAAACGUCUCCUCCCACAACUCCCCGCUCCAUGCGUUUGAACAGAGAGGGAGGACACGCUGCCAGCCAAGAGGACAUUCGGGAUAUCAGGGGGCUGGCCGGUCUGCAGGAUGGUCAGGGCAGUGACCCCAGCAGCAGCAACAGCAGCCAGGAUUCUCUCAACAAGGCUGCCAAAAAGAAAAGUAUCAAGUCUUCAAUCGGACGCCUAUUCGGGAAGAAGGAGAAGGGCCGACCCAGCAUUCCUGGAAAAGAGUCCCCUAGUCAAGCAGGAACUCCAGAGGGUGAGAACUCGCCAAAGGACGGUUUGGGAAUGGGAACGUUGGGAGGAGCCGCUGAGAAGAACAGGAAGCUGCAGAAAAAUCCAAAGACCGGACAUGAGUUGCUUGAAGAAGCUCGAAGACAAGGCUUGCCUUUCGCUCAGUGGGACGGUCCCACCGUGGUGGUCUGGCUUGAGCUCUGGGUGGGCAUGCCGGCCUGGUACGUGGCUGCCUGUCGGGCCAAUGUCAAGAGUGGCGCCAUCAUGUCCGCGCUGUCGGACACAGAGAUCCAGAGAGAAAUCGGCAUCAGCAAUCCACUGCACCGACUUAAGCUCCGCCUUGCCAUCCAAGAAAUCAUGUCCCUCACCAGCCCGUCUGCUCCUCCCACGUCCAGAACGUCCACAGGAAACGUUUGGGUCACGCAUGAAGAAAUGGAAAGUUUGGCGGCCACGCCCCCCACGGAGGAUGACGAGGGCAGCUGGGCCCAGACGCUGGCGUACGGCGACAUGAAUCAUGAGUGGAUAGGUAAUGAAUGGCUGCCCAGCCUGGGUCUCCCACAGUACCGCUCCUACUUCAUGGAAUCCCUGGUGGACGCCCGCAUGCUGGACCACCUGACCAAAAAGGACCUGCGAGGACAGCUGAAGAUGGUGGAUAGCUUUCACAGGAACAGCUUUCAGUGUGGAGUCAUGUGUUUGCGGAGACUGAACUACGACAGGAAAGAGCUUGAAAGGAAAAGAGAGGAAUCUCAGAUGGACCUUAAAGACGUGCUUGUGUGGAGUAAUGAGCGCCUCAUCAGCUGGGUUCAGUCAAUUGGCCUGAAAGAGUACAGUGCAAACCUCUAUGAGAGCGGAGUCCAUGGAGCCCUGCUGUCCUUGGAUGAGACCUUCGACCACAACACUCUUGCUCUGCUGCUACAGAUCCCUAUGCAGAACACACAGGCCAGAGCGACCCUGGAGCGAGAGUACAACAGUCUCCUGGCCAUCGGAACAGAUCGCAGAAUGGAAGAGGACGACGACAAGAACUUCCGUCGUGCUCCAUCAUGGAGAAAGAAGUUUCGACCCAAAGACAUGAGGGUGAUAUCGCUGGGUGCCUCCGACACGCUGCCUGCAAACUUCAGAGUGACCAGCAGCAACACGGCGUCUCCCUCCAUGCAGCCAAAGAGAAGUCCCAUGGAUGGAAGUCAGUCUAUACAGAGGCUGGACACUGCCACAGUCAGGACCUACUCUUGUUAACACACAACCUCAACGUUUAUCCUCAUUACUUCUAUAGGUAACCGUUGGUAACAGCUGGCGUGCGGAAGAAGGCGAAUCCUUAGCCGGAAAAACGAAGAACUAAAACACUAAAGAGACUUUACUCACCAGCGCCACCCGCAGGAUUCAAGAUAUACCUAAAGAAUAUUUAAAUGACCCAGUGGGACGUUGAUGAUUUUUGACUGAUGUCAUAUUUUUGCUGCCUCUGUCCUUUUAAUCAAACUCCCGUUUUUUUGUUUGUUUUUUUUUAAACACCCUUUUGUGGAGUUCGGAUGGAAUUGAAUGUGUCUGCAGUUUGUAUAUUUCUACCAACAGACAUUUUUAUCUAGUCUUUUUUUUGUUUUUAUAAUCCUCAUUUUAUUGACCAGAUGUUUUUUUUCUCUUUUUGAUUUUAAAUCUAAUCAGCAAAUUUAUGCUAAAAUGACUUUGAUAUGAUAAUGAUGGUAUAACUUAAUUCUGUAUCCGUUCUUGUUUGUAGCCUUGUUACGUUGUGUCUUUAGGUUCCUGGACAUGUGUGUGCGCGUGUUUUUAUCAGACUAACUGCUGCAGUGUUUCUGACUGCCAACACUGUGAGUGUGCUGCUGACAACGAUGACACAUAUCACCCGAAACACGUGAUACGAUAUCCUUAUUUUCCUGUUUCUUACAUACCUGUGAUACCAAAUAGAGAAUUUUAAAUUAAAGAAUUGAAGCCAUAUAUCAGCAGAACUGACCCCUCCGCGUAAGCUUUUACAGCCGGGACAUGAAUCCAACGUUUAGGUCAUGUUUGAAAAUGAGUAAACUUGUGUGUAAGAAGUUUGCUGCAUCUCUUUUCUUUUUCGUUAUGUUUUAGGUCAGCAAAUUCUUAAGAUACAUCACCACAACGGGGAUUAUGGGUCAGAUUUCUUGUAUUGCCGAGGUCCUUAAACUGGAUGAUGGUAAAUGUCUCGCUCUUUUAGUCCAUCAUCCUUAAGAAUCGCUACUUUUAAUACAAAUGUUUCCCAGGUUUAGAAGCAGCCGCAUUACCCUUUAAUAUAACUUCUAGAAACCGACCUCUGGAGACACGCACGACUCAAGUUGUAUUCUCCUUCAAUGGACCAACUUCACCUAAGCCUAGGCCUGUUGCCGCGGCGAUGAGCCACGGUGCCGCCCACAAACAUCCUUUUGUACGACAACUCGGAGCCUUAUAUUUAUCUGUGUUUGUAUUUAUUACCACUCUUCUGAAGCUUCACAUAGAAUUCCGUCUGUGAUUCCAACAUUUCUGCACAAAUCCUUUCGCUGUUUUUUUUUUCUUUCUUUCUGAUCUUUGUCUCGUAACAACCCUGUACAGUCUGAGUACUUAAAACUAUUUUUAUCACAGUAUUAUUUAUUGCUGACUUCCAAUAAAAUGCUGAAACCUAUUUUCCACUGCACAGGAUGACUUGUCUAUUGUC
Messenger RNA from Synchiropus splendidus (mandarinfish), 5958 nucleotides. It is a transcript of the gene ppfia1, whose product is annotated as PTPRF interacting protein alpha 1. Lineage: Eukaryota; Metazoa; Chordata; Actinopteri; Syngnathiformes; Callionymidae. Gene Ontology annotation, biological process: synapse organization. The record is from RefSeq and is a predicted model, not a curated record. Gene Ontology annotation, molecular function: protein binding. Gene Ontology annotation, cellular component: presynaptic active zone. Bases 786 to 4529 code for a protein of 1247 amino acids. The transcript has 32 exons.